Messenger RNA from Cladophialophora psammophila CBS 110553, 300 nucleotides. RefSeq lists its product as uncharacterized. Bases 1 to 300 code for a protein of 99 amino acids. The record is from RefSeq and is a predicted model, not a curated record. The transcript has 3 exons. NCBI's taxonomy places the organism in Eukaryota, Fungi, Ascomycota, Eurotiomycetes, Chaetothyriales, Herpotrichiellaceae.
AUGUCUGCAACAGCUGCAUACAGCAACACCGCGGAUAAGGGUUACUCCAGCGGCAGUGAAGACGGACAAGCAGCAGGCCAGCGGAAGGCGCUGGCUACAACCAACGGCUCAUCAGCAUUACCCCUACCGCCCACCUCGGAUUACCUAUCGCAACCAGCGGGCGGUCUGCUCAAGGGCGCAACCGAUGAAAAUGGCAACCUCAAGCCCGCGGCGCUCAUGGUCGGUAUCAAACUUGACCUAGAGGCAGAGGUCCAUUUGACAGCCCGAGUUCGAGGCGACAUCACGAUUGGCUUGUAUUGA